ACUGACAAACAAAUACAAUAAAAAUUGCGACUGACUUGUUACGGCAAUUUAUAAUUUCUAUUUCGUUCGUCUAUCGUUUCUGUCGGUCGCCUUAUUUAGGAGCUGAUGUUAUUUGUGAGUCGUAAUCAACCGUGAUAAUGAGUAGUGCUAGAUUGAGUUUAGUUUCUGUGGGAAGGCUGAUCAGGAUAUCUGGUGUACAACAAUGCCGCAUUUUGAGGCGCAGCGGGCCCCGCACGCUAACGACAUGCACAGUGUUGUGUAAGAGUCCCACGGAACAGCCCCCCGGUCCACCGCACCAGCACCCGCCCAAGGAUGCCGUCAACUCAGGCACAUCGGGCGGCAAGAAGUCAGGUUCAGGUAACGGUGUCCUCACUUGUCCCAAAUGUGGAGACCCGUGUACCCACGUGGAGACGUUCGUCAGUUCCACACGUUUCGUUAAGUGCGACAAAUGUCACCAUUUCUUUGUGGUCCUCAGCGAAGUAGACACCAAGAAGAGCAUCAAAGACAACGCCGAAAAUAAGUCAGGAUUCUGCAGAAAGCCCCCUCCACCGCCUAAGAAAAUAUUCGAAUACCUGAACAAGCACGUGGUCGGUCAGGAGUACGCGAAGAAGGUGCUGUCUGUGGCGGUGUACAACCACUACAAGCGCAUCUACAACAACGUGACCGGCGCCGCGCCCGCCGACCACCACCAUCCGCUGCACCACGCGCACAGAGAUCUCCUGCACUUGAGUAACAGCAGCGGCGGCGGCGGCGGCGGCGGCGGCGCGGAGGUGCUGGAGCGGCAGAGCCACGAGCUGCGCCUGGACAAGAGCAACGUGCUGCUGCUGGGGCCCACCGGCUGCGGCAAAACUUUAUUGGCACAGACGAUAGCGCAAUGCCUGGACGUGCCGUUCGCGAUCUGCGACUGCACGACGCUGACGCAGGCCGGCUACGUCGGCGAGGACAUCGAGAGCGUCAUAGCGAAGCUGCUGCAGGACGCCAACUUCAAUGUCGAGCGAGCUCAAACAGGUAUAGUGUUCUUGGACGAAGUGGACAAAAUCGGUGCAGUACCGGGAAUACAUCAACUCAGAGACGUCGGUGGCGAAGGAGUGCAGCAGGGCAUGUUAAAGAUGCUGGAGGGCGCCGUAGUGUCGGUGCCGGAGCGGAACUCGCGGAAAUUGCGCGGAGACGCCGUGCAGGUCGACACCACCAACAUACUGUUCGUGGCCAGCGGCGCCUACAACGGCCUCGACAGACUGGUGCAGCGGCGCAGCAACGAGAAGUACCUGGGCUUCGGCGCGUGGGACGCGAGUGCGGGCCGCCGCGCCGCCACCGCGCGCGCCGCGGAGGACGCCAGCCCGCUGCACUCCGCGCAGCAGGAGGCCGAUGAGCGCGACCACUGGCUGCGCCGCGUGCAGGCGCGCGACCUCAUCGACUUCGGCAUGAUACCGGAGUUCGUGGGCCGCUUCCCGGUGCUGGUGCCCUUCCACAGUCUCAACCAGGAUCUCCUUGUGCGGAUACUCACGGAACCUAAGAACGCGAUGGUGGCGCAGUACAAGUUGCUGUUUGCGAUGGACAAGUGCUCGCUGUCGUUCAGCGACGAGGCGUUGCGCGCCGUCGCCGCGCUCGCGAUGGAGCGCAAGACCGGCGCCCGCGGCCUGCGCGCCAUCAUGGAGAACCUGCUGCUGGAGGUGAUGUUCGAGAUCCCGGGGUCGGACAUCACGUCGGUGCACAUCCACGACGGCUGCGUCACGCGCGGGGACCCGCCCACCACCGCGCGCCGCCAGGCCGACCCCGCCCCCGCCCCCGCCCACCUCGACGACUGGCCCUCGGUGCGCCUCACCAACUAGGUUUGGAGUGUACAUCGCCGCGGCCGCCAUCCGCCAUCCAACGAUCUAUACUGGAUUAGACUUUAUCUAACACCAUACAACAGACAGAGAACGAAAAUAAUAACGCUUAAAACAAACGAUAAUGAGUUUUUCUUAGAUAGAAAAAUUAAAUUAUAAGCUAUUGGAGUUCAUCUGGAUGUUUACGAUAAUUUAUUGACCGAUGAAUAGUAAGAAAUGUAAAGUAUCAGUAACGGUAGUUGAUCUACAAUAAAAAUACUGCAGUUUUGUACUUCCACUGAUCUUUCGUACCCACAGGAAAAAUAUCAAUCUGUACGAAGAAUAUUCUACUUGCUAAUACUCAACUCAUACUCUAUAUUGCUUUUUUUCUAAUAUAUAUUAUAGAGAUUAACAUAUUAGAGAAAGAAAGAUGUAUUUUUUCACUACUUACGUAAAAAAUCACCGGCAAGAC
Messenger RNA from Diatraea saccharalis (sugarcane borer), 2277 nucleotides. The record is from the annotation of a GenBank genome assembly. Lineage: Eukaryota; Metazoa; Arthropoda; Insecta; Lepidoptera; Crambidae.